AACUAAAGCAGACAGAUGUAGAGACAGAGAGAUUCACACAGAGAUCAUUCAGCAGAAAGAAGACUGAACUCAACUCACAAUGAAGAUCCUCCUCAUCUUCCUCACUUUCUACCUGAUCUCAGCUGCAGUGAGAUGCUUUAGCGUCACGGGAUAUUCUGGAGCAAGUGUUCUGGUGGAUUCUGGGAAACUUUGGUUCAGUGCAAAUGUUAAAUGCAUGAACAAAUUACCUGACUCUGCUAAAUAUAUGGCCAAAUUACCUGAGUGGACAAAUAUAAUGAAUAAUACGAAACAUGACAAAUGGAUCAAUGUUGGAAAAUUCACAUUGUUUCAAAAUAAUGAGGGAAACCUCAUGAUCUACAUCAGAGAUUUGAAGGAACAUGAUGCUGGAGGAUACUGGAUCGGUGUUCUUUACAAGUGGGGUAUAGAUAUGACUUUACAUGUGGAAGAAGAUUCAUGUUGUAAAGUAUCAAGGAGAGUGAUGGUGAAUGUUGGAGAAACUGCCAGUUUCAGCUGUGAAUAUUCACAGAAUCAAAUUAAUGAUGCCAAGAUCAUCUUCAAAGAAGGAAAAGAGUAUAUUGAGAUGAUUUACAGCAGAUGGAAGAAGAAAGAAAGAUUCAGUAUUUCUGAUGACAAACAUAAAAACAUCUUCAGUGUGAGGAUCACUGCUGUGACACCAGAUGAUGGAGGAGUUUAUUUAUGUGGAGUUUGGAUCGACAAACAAUCAUACAAUUACUCCAUUAUUAAUACUGUUCAUCUUCAUGUUAUGAUGCCUCCAGUAGUGAGAGAUGAAGGAGAAUCAGCUGAGAUCAUCUGUCCUUAUGAUUCAAUCUAUAAAUCAAAGCCAAAGUCUCUCUGUAAGGGGAAGUGCUCCACUAGAGACAGAAAUCCUCUCAGUGAGACUGUGAGAGAAGAGAAAGAGACCAAGACUGGCAGAUUGACUCUGAAUGAUGACGUCACUGCAGGGGUCUUCACUGGGACCAUCACUGGACUGACAGCAGAGGAUGCUGGGAAAUACUGGUGUGCAGUGACAUUAGAAACAGAGCUCAAUUAUCUUUACACUCAUCUGAUCGUCAUCAUGAACGAGGAGCUGAACUUGACUAAGUAUGAAGGAGAGGACGUGUCAAUCCAGUGCAAACAUCAUGAUGAAGAUCAGAAACGCUUCUGCAAAGCACAUGAAGCCUCCAUGUGUGUGAAGGAUGGAGUUUCAUUGGAGAUGAUCAGAGAUGAUCGAUUCUCUUUCAGUGAUGAAGCAUCUACUGGAGUCUUUACUGUGAACAUCACUGAUCUGAGAGAAGAGGAUUCUGGGACAUACUGGUGUGGUGCUCACAUCAUCAUUAAAGUCAGUCUCACUGUUAAAACAGAUUUCACCUUGUUCAACUUGAUUUGUGUUUCUUCAGCUCUGAUGCUGAUUGGGGGAUUCUGUCUGAUUAUGUGUAAAUUAAACCUGAAUGAGAACAUUGUGUUAUAUAAAGCAUAUGUGACCCGUCACGGAAACCAGUGACACAAAUCGGCGGCACAACUUUCGAGCAAAAUGAGAAAGAAGCUUUUUUUUUUUUUUUCAAAAUUGGUGAUUUUCGUUUUUUUGCAGAAUGUGUUAGUUGAGAUCACAAAGAAGCCUCUCAGAGUUUGAGAUAGCA
Messenger RNA from Carassius gibelio (silver crucian carp), 1637 nucleotides. Its product is annotated as polymeric immunoglobulin receptor-like. Lineage: Eukaryota; Metazoa; Chordata; Actinopteri; Cypriniformes; Cyprinidae. The transcript has 6 exons. The record is from RefSeq and is a predicted model, not a curated record. Bases 80 to 1501 code for a protein of 473 amino acids.